UGUAAUUUUUUAUCAUUUCCUGUAUUACCAUCCAAGCUGACGUCAUCGUGUGUGUUGCUGGUCGACUACCGUCGUUAACGGCUUCUUCCACUUCGCAGCACAUCUCCGGAUAAACGCUAGAGAUGUUGCUGUGUGCUCUGGGGGGCCUGCUGCUGCUGUUCUCCUGCCUGGAUGUGUGGUACUUCCUGCGGGGGGUGGUGGUGGUGGUGCAGGCCUGGUUCCAACCCCCGGUCUUCGACGUCCUGGCAGAGCAGUGUGUUGCUGGGAGGGUCCUACCUCAUGACCUGGACUAUAUGGGUCACAUGAAUAACGCCAGAUACCUGCGGGAGUGUGACUUUGCCAGGUUCCACCAUUACAUGAGGAACGGGAUCUUUCAGACCCUACGCACCCUGAGGGCCACCAUGGUGGUGGGGGCUUCCACUAUUCGCUACCGACGCUCGCUGGCCUUCGGGGAAGCAUUUGACUUGCGCACUCGCAUCGUGGCAUGGGACGACAAAUCAUUCUUCGUGGAGCAGCGGUUUGUCUCCCAGGGCGACGGGUUCAUCUCCGCGGUGAUGCUGUGCAGACAGAACGUUCUCCGUAGCAACCCCGAGAGCAUCCUACAGCUGCUCUGCAAGAGGAAGGUGGAGUGUCCCGACUACCCUGAGGAUCUGCAGCACUGGAUCAGCUUCAUCUCAGCCAGCAGCCAGGCCCUGAGAGCCCAGAGCGGACUAGAGGACAAGACUGGAGCACAGGAAGACAAAGACAAGUGAUACACACAUUCCUUGAGUAACCCUAACAUUAUACAUUGUUGCAGCCCGGUCCCAAGCACACCUGAUUCAACUAAUCUGCUUAUCAGCUGUUGAAUCAGGUGAGGGCCAAGAACUGACAUGGCCGACAGCUCCCUCAGAAUACAGGAACUAAACUGACAUGGCCGACAGCUCCCUCAGAAUACAGGAACUAAACUGACAUGGCCGACAGCUCCCUCAGAAUACAGGAACUAAACUAACAUGGCCGACAGCUCCCUCAGAAUACAGGAACUAAACUGACGUGACUGACAGGAACUAAACUAACAUGGCCGACAGCUCCCUCAGAAUACAGGAACUAAACUGACAUGGCCGACAGCUCCCUCAGAAUACAGGAACUAAACUGACAUGGCCGACAGCUCCCUCAGAAUACAGGAACUAAACUAACAUGGCCGACAGCUCCCUCAGAAUACAGGAACUUAUUCAUUAUGAUUUUAAAAUACAAAACUACUACGGGCCAAGUGGCUUUAACCUUUUACUGCAGUGGGCUAAAUCAGGACCAGUGGGCUAAAUCAGGACCAGUGGGCUAAAUCAGGAUCAUUGGGCUAAAUCAGGAUCAGUGGGCUAAAUCAGGACCAGUGGGCUAAAUCAGGAUCAGUGGGCUAAAUCAGGAUCAGUGGGCUAAAUCAGGAUCAGUGGGCUAAAUCAGGAUCAGUGGGCUAAAUCAGGACCAGUGGGCUAAAUCAGGAUCAGUGGGCUAAAUCAGGAUCAUCAUGUCCUUUUAAUAGCCGUUUACUGCAGUGGGAUAAAUCCGGAUCACACCGAGUGAAUCUUGGUUAUUCUUAAACACAUCUACUUGGAAACAAAUGUAUACACAUCACGCAGCUAGUUAUGGGCUUAAAGAUAGAAGACACCUGUACCAUCUCAGAUAUAGAGAUGAAAUGUAUAAAAUGUUUAGUUUGCAUCCCGAUAUUACACUUCAUAUACGUCACAGAAGACUGGAAUAUAACAUAACCGCUUGACAUAGAAACACUGGAUUUUCCGCGUAAAAAAAUUAAAAUAAAAACGGAAUGUUUGUUAAUUAUGAAAAA
Salmo salar (Atlantic salmon) is the source of this 1816-nucleotide messenger RNA. RefSeq names its product protein THEM6. NCBI's taxonomy places the organism in Eukaryota, Metazoa, Chordata, Actinopteri, Salmoniformes, Salmonidae. The record is from RefSeq and is a predicted model, not a curated record.